This is a messenger RNA of Engraulis encrasicolus (European anchovy), 8139 nucleotides long. RefSeq names its product protein tyrosine phosphatase non-receptor type 21 (gene ptpn21). Lineage: Eukaryota; Metazoa; Chordata; Actinopteri; Clupeiformes; Engraulidae. The record is from RefSeq and is a predicted model, not a curated record. Gene Ontology annotation, biological process: protein dephosphorylation. Gene Ontology annotation, cellular component: cytoskeleton. Gene Ontology annotation, molecular function: protein tyrosine phosphatase activity. The coding region runs from base 541 to 4521 and encodes 1326 amino acids. The transcript is spliced from 20 exons.
AUGUCUGUUAGCGCUGCAGUUUAUUUGAUUUUUACUAGGGGGCAGCGUUGCAUUAUUGAUGAUUAUUUAGUCAUAAGUUCAGUGGGCAGUUUUUCAACAGAGGUUGACAAAACAUAGACAAAGGUCUGCCACACACAUGUGCUGCGGGUCUGGUAGACCUCCCUGGUCUUACAGCAUUUACAACUUUCAAAACUUUAUGUAUCCCUGAAGAGUGGCGCUACUUUUUAACACCUACAGUAGCGAGGGGUUCCAAACCAGAUAAGUAAACAACCUGUUGAGCACGCUGACUGGGACCACUUUUGUGCUUCGGUGGAACAUUGCAGCUAGCCACAUUCGAUUACCGGAGUGCAGCUGCCCAUUCUUUGCAUUUUCGCUGCCAAGCAUUCCAGCUGUCUGAUGUAAUGGACUCUGAAACAGGACUUCAUGCAUCGUCACUGGACCCUUGUUGCCUACAAUCUCAGACAAAUGGGCAUCAUUUGAUACAUUUGUAUUAAACUAUUUUUGACAAGUAUUAGCACCCUGUCAAAGGACGUGUGAAAUAUGCCAUUGCCCUUUGGCUUUAAAUUAAAAAGAACUCGCAGAUAUACAGUCUCUAGCAAGAGCUGUCUUGUCACACGCAUUCAGCUGUUAAAUGGCGAAUUUGUCGAGUAUACACUUUCAGUGGAGGGUACCGGCCAGGAAUGUCUGGAAGCAGUUGCUCAGAGACUCGAAUUACGAGAGAUAACCUACUUCAGCCUCUGGUACUACAACAAGCAAAACCAGCAGCGAUGGAUCGACCUGGAGAAGCCACUGAAGAAACAGCUGGACAAAUAUGGCCUGGAACCCACCGUUUACUUUGGGGUGGUGUGCUACGUACCCACCGUCUCCUUGCUCCAGCAGGAGAUCACACGCUACCAGUAUUAUCUGCAACUGAAGAAGGAUAUUCUGGAGGGUAGGAUUCCCUGCUCCAUUGAACAGGCUAUCCGGUUGGCUGGGCUAGCCGUGCAAGCCGACUUUGGAGACUUCAACCGAUACGAGUCCCAGGAAUUUCUCCAGAAGUUGAUGCUGUUCCCCAUUGGCUGGAUUCAGGAUGAGAGGGUACUGGAAGAGGCCACACAGAAAGUUGCCAUGCUCUAUCAGAGCUAUCGGGGGUUACUGGCCCCCGAGGCCGAGCUGCUGUAUAUGCAGGAGGUGGAGAAGAUGGAGGGCUAUGGCCAGGAGACAUAUCAAGCCAAGGACAGCCAAGGCACAGACGUACUCAUCGUGUCAUGUCUUGAAGCGAUUGUUGUCAAGCACAAGAUCGUCGGCAAGCCACAGCUAGUUUUCAGGUGGAAUGACAUCAACAACAUGACUCACAACAAGUCUUUCUUCGCAUUGGAGCUGGCCAACAAGGAGGACACAAUUCAAUUCCAGACGGAGGACAUGGAGACCUCCAAGUAUGUCUGCAGAAUGUGCCUGGCGCGACACAAGUUCUACAAAAUUAACAAGAGCAGUCUAGAGGAGGACACCACCCCUCCCGAGGGCUGGCAGAAGUCCAUUCUCUUUCUCUCCUUUCCUCGCUUUCCAAUGCUCUCUCGUCCCUCUAUGCCUUCUAACAACAAGGGCCAAACUCAGCCAACCGCUGUCAACCCAGUGAGACGGAGGUCCUCCACACGGAUGUCCCUGCCAAAGCAGCCCUACAUGAUGCCGCCCCCACAAUUGCACUACAACGGACACUACACAGAGCCUUACACAUCCUCCCAAGACAACCUAUACAUGAACAGCCAGAACGGCUACUACUACCACUCCCAGACCAGCCUGGACCGCUCGCCGCACGAGUACAACAACGGCCGGCUGCGCAACGGCAGCGUGUACAGCGCGCACAGCACCAACUCGCUCAACAACCCGCAGCACUACAUGCAGCCCUCGCCCAUGUCCUCCAACCCCAGCAUCACCAGCACCGACGUCAUGCGCGCCGACUACGUGCCCUCGCACCGCCACAGCGCCCUGCUGCCGCCCUCCUACCGGCCCACGCCCGACUACGAGACCGUCAUGCGGCAGAAGGGCCAGCCAGGGCCGCGGGCGCACGGCGGCGGCGGCGGCAUGGGCCUGAGCCACGGCGUGGAGCGCCAGAGCCACUCCAUGCGCAACCUCAACAUCGGCAGCUCCUACGCCUACAGUCGGCCCGACCCGCUUGUUUACAGCCAGCCGGAGAUCCGCGAGCACAUACUCAGUGGCGGCGGCGGCGGCGGAGGGGGUGGCGGAGGGCAGUACCCGUUCCACCUGAACUACAGCUUCCACAGCCCCGGGCACCCGUACCCGCACCCGGGCGAGCGGCGGCCCGUGGUGGGCGCGGUGAGCGUGCCUGAGCUGACCAACGUGCAGCUGGUGCAGCAGGCGCAGGAGUACCAGCAGCCCAACAUCAUGCGCACGCAGGUGUACCGCCCGCCGCCGCCCUACCCGUACAGCGCCCACCCGCGGCCCGCCAACAGCACGCCCGACCUGUCGCGCCACCUGUACGUCAGCAGCAGCAACCCGGACCUGAUCACGCGGCGCGUCCACCACUCAGUGCAGACCUUCCAGGAGGACAGCCUGCCCGUGGCGCACUCGCUGCAGGAGGUGAGCGAGCCGCUGGUGGGGCCGCCGCGUCAGGCGGCGCGCAUGCAGAAGCGCAACUCCAUCGAGAUCGCCGGCCUGGCGUACGGCCUGGAGGGCAUGCGCAUCAAGGAGCGCACCAUCUCCGCCUCGGCCGCCGAGAUCCCCUUCCUGCCCAUGCUGAGCCAGCAGCAGCAGCAGCCGCCACCGCAGCCCCUGGUGCCACUCUCCCUGCCCAUAAACAUGCCCGGCGUCAACAUGUCCGCCGCCGUGGUGCCCAACAACGCGGCAUCCUCGGCGUCAGAGCUCAACAUGCUGCUGGAGCGCAGCGUGAAGGACGAGUGCGAGGAGGCGGGGAGUAAAGAGGACGUGCGCUACGGACACAAGAAGUCACUGUCGGACGCCACCAUGCUAGUGCACAGCAGCAGCGGCGAGGAGGAGGAGUUUGACGACGAGGGGGGGCGGCACACGCCCCAGUCUCAGGACGCCCUGGCUGGGCACGGGCCCGGGGUCGGAGGAGGUGUUGGCGUGGGGCCCGUGGGCCUGUCGGUACAGAUGGAGCAGCAGCACAUGGGCGUCGGGAUGGGUGGUGGUGGUGGUGGUGGUGUGGGACAACAGACGCCCAGGGAGCCACCACCUGCCUACCCCUUCCCCUCCGCCCUGGACCAGAUCCUGUCUGGCCCGCCACCGCUGGCCUACCAGCCUCACCCGCCAAUCCACGAGGCCGAGUCUGAGCCUCUCUAUCUGCCCAUGGACCCCCGCCUGGCACUGCGGGACCCCAACACCACCACCACCACCACAGCGGCCACUGUGGUGCCCACCGCCAUCUCGGACACAGACCUUAGCGGGGUACAGGGUAGAGCCAAGGCCAAGCAGAGGGAUGUGCCCAAGAAGCGGCCCGUCUCGGAUGUGCCCGGCGGUAGGAGGCUGAUCGAGGGCCUGCCCCCUGUGGGCAUGAAGAGGGGCGCGCGCCCGGACACCAAGAAGAUGGGCCAGCUCAAACUGAGCACGCUCAAUGGCCUGGCGCCCGCUCGCUUCCUAGCACACGAUGAGGCCAAGGACGAGCCGGAGAGGGCUUCCAAUGACGAGAGGUGUAAGCUGCUGGAGCAGCGUAUGGAGCAGGGUCUGGUGCUGAGCGAGUACGACUCGGUGGAUAAGCGCCGCAAGGAGUGCGAGUGCUCCAUCGCCUUGCUGCCUGAGAACGGUGAGAGGAACCGCUUCCAGGACGUGCUGCCCUACGACGACACGCGCGUGGAGCUGGUACCCACCAAGGAGAACAACACAGGCUACAUCAACGCCUCACACAUCAGGAUAACGGUGGGUGGAGAUGAGUGGAGCUACAUCGCGUCUCAGGGCCCCCUCAACAACACGUGCCAGGACUUCUGGCAGAUGGUGUGGGAGGCGGGCGUGGCCAUCAUCGCCAUGGUUACCGCUGAGGAGGAGGGCGGUCGUGAGAAGAGUUUCCGCUACUGGCCCCGCCUGGGCUCGCGCCACAACACGGUGACGUACGGCCGCUUCAAGAUCACCACGCGCUUCCGCACGGACUCGGGCUGCUACGCCACCACGGGCCUGAAGAUCAAGCACCUGCUGACGGGCCAGGAGCGCACCGUCUGGCACCUGCAGUACACCGACUGGCCAGACCACGGCUGCCCAGAAGACUUCAAGGGCUUCCUCUCCUACCUAGAGGAGAUCCAGUCUGUGCGGAGACACACCAACAGCACCAGCGACCCAAAGAACGUCACCAACCUGCCUGUGCUGGUGCACUGUAGCGCGGGGGUGGGCCGCACGGGAGUGGUCAUCCUGUCGGAGAUCAUGAUCGCCUGUCUGGAACACAACGAGAUGCUGGACGUCCCGACGGUUCUGACAAUGCUUCGUCAGCAGCGCAUGAUGAUGGUGCAGACGGUCUCCCAGUACACCUUCAUCUACAAGGUGCUCAUCCAGUUCCUCCGCAACUCCAGACUCAUCUGAGGUGGUCAGCAGUCCUGGCUCACUCUCACGAUGGGACAGGCAGGGUGAGCUACCUAGGCUGCGGAUAGGGCUGUGUGGUGCUGCCUUGUUUUCUCAUCCAGAGGACCUGCCAACCAACCAACCCCACCCGACCCCCCUCUCUCCCACAGAUGCCUGGCAUGACAACAUGCCCACUUAGGCCUCAAGAGUCCAAGGAUUGGCCAAGGCCUGUUCGCUCCAAGCCAGCGUUGGGCUGUAUGUGUGAGGAGGAGUAUUGGGGAGAUGCUGGCGUAGUCCAACUCCUUAGGGCCUUGAUCACAGCUCUUCCUCUCAGUAUUAAAACACAGAAGAUGAGACUCGGGUGUCACGUGGAUAGACGCAUAUCCAUCCCCCCCUCCAUUUUUUUUUGUUUCUUUUGUUUUUAAAUAUCAGUAUUAUUACUCUUAUUCUUAUAUUUGUUAUUAUUAUUAUUAUUAUUAUUGAGAUUUCAGUAUGGGCGUUUUACACUAUACCAAUGAUGGCUGCAAAACCCCCAAGCACUUUUACACUUUUGCUGUAAAUAUAUCAAACCAUGCUGAAGCUGCAGUUGGUAAAAAAAAAUCUAUAUUUGGAUAUUAAGUAUAUUAACACUAUUGACUGCAGCACUUUUUAAAACAGACACACAAAAAAAUGUUGCUCUCGAUUUCAUAUCAUGUUUGAUGCCUAAUAGUGCAGAUUGAAGAACUUUUUUGUUUUGUUUGUUUUUUUGACUUUGUAAUAACGGUGCAGAUGAAGGAUGUGUGUAUAUAUUUUAGAUGACGAUGCGAGAGGAAGCUGAGAUUUAUGAUUUUAUUAUGAUUUAUUUGUGUGCAUUUUUUUUUGGUCUGUUUGAAGCAGAGAGGACUGCCCUCGACUCGUGUAGCAGGGCUUGCUGUGCAGGUUAUGUCUUUUUUUGUUUUUGUUCGUUUUUCUUUUUUUUCUUUUUUGAAAACUAGAACAAAGCUUCCAAUUAUUAAUUGGACAUCCAAAACAAAGUAUUGCAUUCAUUUAAAAUAAUAAUAUAUAUUUUUUACAAAUGCUAAUUUGUAAAGCUGUGAUACUUUGAUUGAAUGGCGUGAGAACAUUUUUAUGAUGAUGUAGUGCUCUUGGACAUAACCAAAGAGUAUAUAUAUAUUUUUUGGAAAGGUAGGAUAUUUUUUAGACGCAUCACAUUUUUGGCCAUACACUAGGUUCCAUCAACUAGAAUCCAUAUUCACCAAAGAGACUUGACUGCAGAGCAUAUAUACUUGUAUAUAUUCAAGAGAAAGACACUUGACCUGCUGUGGUGCAGUGGCUAUGGUAUGACGCCAAUAUGUCCAAAACAUACACUACUACUGCAUGGAUUUGGUAUUGAAGGGGGUUGAGGCUGCGUAAGAAGCCACUUUUGUAUCCAUAUCACCUGUGCCACACUCACCGUUUUCAGGCCGGCUAAAAUGGUGCUGGUUCCCCUUCCUCCUACAUCAGUUUACGUUCAGAACUAAAUUAAUAAUCUGCAAACCACCCGUGGUCACACUGGGUUGUGUACUCUACUGCAUAUGACCAUGUGUUACCUGGAUGAACUUGCUGACAUCUACGUUGUCAUCACGGUUCACAGGGGAAAACCAAGUAUUGGUUCGUUAUGUCUAUAUAGAUAUCUAAAAGCACAAGCUGAAGUGAGACUAAGGUGAAACUAGUGUAUACUCUUGUAUGAUUCACUUGCUAUCUUGGUGUCAGAAAAAAGUGCCUAUGUUCCCUUGCCCCAUUUUAUUAGCAAAUGUAAUGUAUUCUUGCACAAACAAAAGAUUGUGAAUGACAAUCAUUUAUUAUCAAGAUGCCCCCCCUCCCCCAACUACAACUGCAUCAUUCUCAUGUAUUGCAUCAUAUCAUAUGAAGAAGUAAACACUGCUAACUCUACUGUCAAAUUCCAAGGAUGUGCUUUGGAUUCAGGGUUUGGUUUUAACACUGCUUCUAACACUGCUUGAUGUAAAGCUUAACACAGGAUGCAGUGGGCAAUCGCCAUGGUGCUCUUAUGGGGGUGAACAGGCAGAGAUGGUGCGCGCGAGCAGUCUCAUUCAUCCAGGUCCAGGUUAUCCAAAUGAGCAAGUUGUGAGCUGCUAACCAUUGCUGUGCAGCUUGGAAAUGAUCCUAACCUAGAUAAUUUUUUCACUUCUAAGGCGUUUUGUACAAAGCUUGCUUAUGCACAGAAAAGCUACAUAUAGCUUUUAGCUGAAAUGUUUGGAUUUGGAGACUUGAUGACUUGAGUUGAAAAGUGCAUAUGCACUGACUUCCACGUUAAAUGGGAUGUACAAUGAGUGUGCAUGAAAACCUGUUAAUGCAUAAAUUGAUGCUUCAGAUUAUUUUGGUGCGCAUGCAUCUUUGCAGUGCAAGCCUUACUACAUCAGGCAGGUGAUAAGCUAAGUCCCUUGUGUUUGAACUUGCUUUAAAAAAAAAAAAAUUGAGCAAUGAGUUGCGUGUUAGAGUCCCGCCGCUGCCAUGACGUGCAGUGUUGCUGGCAUGAGACAGUUUGGGCCCCCUGAACACACCAUUACCAUCCUCUCAUACUAAUUUAAUUUGUACAGUGGGUCUAGAAUGGCCAAAUUAAGAAACGUUUACUGGAGGGACAUUUAAAUGCAUGUCUCCUUUUCCAAUUGCUGACCUAUGGUCAUGAAAGAAAAACGAUUACUGAUGGGCGGAGUGUACUCCGUUUCAAUGUGUGGUCCCCCUGCCACAUUCGCUGAUUGGCCGGUCCUCUGAUAACAAGAUGCCCUCCCAAAAUGCCUGGCCCAGACGCAAUGUGGGUGGAAGGAACAUUUAUUAGGCAAGAGCUUUAAUCUGGCAAGGGCAGACGAGCUGAAACUAUGUUAAUUCGCCACUAACAGCAGAAAAACUGUGCAUGUAUCCAUCAGCUGUCAUGCUAUUCAUAUUUAAGCCAUUGUAAUAGAAGUAUAGAUUGAAGGAUGAAAAGCAAAGCCUUCUGAUCGCAAUGAAGUUGAUACACAGUUGGAUGUGUAAUUACUGUAUAACAAUCAAGGUGCAUCCCAAAUGGCACCACCUUAGAUACAACACUAACCCUUAAAUUAAUAUUGUCUGGAACAAGUGGAAGUGGACAGUUUUUCUGCUUGUCAUAAGACAUCAUGAAACUGGAAAAAAAGGACAGCUUGAAGUCCAAGAAUUAAACUGGAUGAUUUGGAAGAGAUUAUCUAAGAGGACCAUCCUACAAUAUUGUACACUGCUAUGAAAGCUUUGGUCAGGAUUUUGAAUCAAGUCUUACUGAAUAUCAACCUUGUUAUUAAUUUGCUGAUGGUAAGGCUGCAAUGUUUUGGAUUAUUACCCUCAGGAGGAAGUUAUGAUAUCUGAAGAAAGAAAAAAGACAAACCUUUUUACUUUGUUUCAGUUAAUUCAGAUUUUUUUUUUGAUUUUUUUUGUAAGUUGGCACCAUUAUCAAACAUUAACAGAGAUCGUCCUCUGUGAAUUGCCCUUAUGGUGUAAUGAACUGAUAUUAUGAUUCUGUUACAAGACAUCCUGAGCUUUAAACAUCACUGGAGUGAUGGGAAAACAGUGUACAAACGUAUCCAGAAAUGGUGUUCUACUGUAAACAAAUUUUAGAUUUCUUUUGCUAAAAAUAAAUAUUUGCAGAUAUGA